Messenger RNA from Lingula anatina, 985 nucleotides. RefSeq lists its product as uncharacterized. Lineage: Eukaryota; Metazoa; Brachiopoda; Lingulata; Lingulida; Lingulidae. Gene Ontology annotation, molecular function: Hsp90 protein binding. The record is from RefSeq and is a predicted model, not a curated record.
ACGAAAGCAUGAAACCUGGCUGUGCAUUCAUAUGACAUGAGUCGGUGUUGACUAAUACUUGCAUUCUACACAACCAUGGAUGCCAAGUCUGAGUCUUUAAAAGAACAGGGUAAUGAGUGUGUUAAAGCUGGGAAAUAUGAAGAGGCUAUCUUACACUAUAGCCAUGCCAUCAAAAUACAACCAAAUGAUUACAAACUAUACAGUAACAGGUCCAUGGCUUUUUUGAAAAUUCAGCAGUAUUACCAUGCUUUACAAGAUGCCUAUGAAACAAUUCGUCUGAAACCAGAUUGGCCAAAGGGAUACUUCAGGAAAGGUGAAGUUGAAUUCCACACGGAGCAUUAUGAGACAGCAUACAUGUCUUACAAGAGAGCAUAUUCCUUGGACUCAGAAGAUAAAACUCUGAAAGAGGCCAUAGAAAAGACAAGUAAAGAAUUGGUGAAAAAGAUGAAAGCCCAGCAACGUCUGCCCUGGCUGGGUGUAGGAGGAGGGGUUUUAGUGGGUCUGCUCAUUGUACUGGGGGACCUAUUUCUAGCCAAGACGCCAUUGCUGGGAAAGACUUUCAUCCUGCAGCUGUGUUUGGUGGCUGUAUUUGCAGGAAUUGGUCUUGGGUUGGCUCAUUUGCAAAGGUGGUUUGUCCAGAGUCAAAGGGACUCCCUGCUAGAGCCUCCAUUAGAUUUCCUAGAUUUUGCAGAAAAGAGUAAUAAUGCUCAAAAUGAGACAGACCCUAAACCACACAAUUUACGGAAACGAGGUGCCCAGACGGGGAAGAGAAAAUACCAGAAGGGGAAAACUUAGCUACAAUCCAGACAAAACUGAUGUGAAAACUUUUUAAAAAAAUAUUUCAAAUGGCCAUGAAAGACUAGUCCAUUGAAAUAGUUAUCAGUUAUCUUGUGAAAUAGAAAUUUUAUAGGUAUGUUUCUGGAGGGUUUGUAUGUCACCACAGUGGCCAGUCCCUGUACUUGAAUUGGGUUGAUAACAUUAUAGA